This is a messenger RNA of Myotis lucifugus (little brown bat), 1542 nucleotides long. It is a transcript of the gene SLC35D1, whose product is annotated as solute carrier family 35 member D1. The coding region runs from base 390 to 1220 and encodes 276 amino acids. The transcript is spliced from 12 exons. The record is from RefSeq and is a predicted model, not a curated record. NCBI's taxonomy places the organism in Eukaryota, Metazoa, Chordata, Mammalia, Chiroptera, Vespertilionidae. Gene Ontology annotation, cellular component: Golgi apparatus. Gene Ontology annotation, molecular function: GDP-fucose transmembrane transporter activity; antiporter activity.
UGCAAACCCUGCCCCUCCGAGCGAGCGCCGGAGAGAAGUUGUUUCGUGACCUGUUGGUCCCUGUGCACGCCAGGCUGGGAGCGGAGGGGGAUGCCCUCCCUGCAGCUCAGCCCGGGCGGGGGCUGGGGCACCAGGGUUCCCCGAAUUCGCUGACAGCCUCUGGGGACGCGCGCAUCCUCCAGCCCAUUUAUAAGGAGCCCGGUGCUGUCACUGGACCCCGAGGCAGCAGCAUUUCUGCUUUCGAGGUGUGAAACCGUUGCAGAGGCCCCUGUCUUCAUUUCCUUCAAAAAAUCCGUUGCAAGCCGCCGACUGAAAUUGUAGAAUCGAACAAGAUGAGGCAAGUGGCCGCCUGAGGAUUUCCCUCCUCACUAUGUGUUGGACUUGGCCAGAUGGUGGCUACAGUGGCAGUUCUCUGGGUGGGAAAGGCGCUCAGAGUAGUCAAGUUUCCUGACUUUGACAGUAAUGUACCUCGAAAGACGUUUCCACUACCUCUACUAUAUUUUGGGAACCAAAUCACGGGACUGUUCAGCACAAAGAAACUGAACUUGCCAAUGUUUACAGUUCUGAGAAGGUUCUCCAUCCUGUUUACAAUGUUUGCUGAAGGAGUGUUACUCAAGAAGACUUUUUCUUGGAGUAUUAAGAUGACUGUAUUUGCAAUGAUUAUUGGAGCCUUUGUAGCUGCCAGCUCUGACUUGGCAUUUGACCUGGAAGGAUAUGUUUUUAUUCUGAUAAACGAUGUCCUGACAGCAGCAAAUGGUGCAUACGUGAAACAAAAAUUAGAUUCAAAGGAGCUGGGAAAAUAUGGUCUGCUCUAUUACAAUGCACUGUUCAUGAUUCUGCCCACCCUGGCCAUUGCGUAUCUUACAGGAGAUGCACAAAAGGCAAUGGAUUUUGAAGGCUGGGCUGACACCCUCUUUCUUCUGCAGUUCACCCUCUCUUGUGUGAUGGGGUUUAUCUUGAUGUACGCCACAGUACUCUGCACUCAGUAUAAUUCUGCUCUUACAACUACAAUAGUUGGCUGCAUUAAGAAUAUAUUAAUAACUUAUAUUGGAAUGGUCUUUGGUGGAGAUUAUAUUUUCACGUGGACAAACUUCAUUGGCUUAAAUAUCAGUAUUGCUGGGAGCCUGGUGUAUUCCUACAUCAUUUUCUCUGAAGAGCAGCUGAGCAAACAGUCGGAGGCCAGUAACAAGCUGGACAUUAAGGGGAAAGGAGCAGUAUGACCAGAAGAUUGCUUCAGCGACGUAGGCCUAAGACUUUGAUCAGCUUGGAGCACUGGCAAUUCUUACACAGAUACUGGGGUGUCUUGAUUAUGGAGAAAAUACCAUUCCUUUGCACUUAUACAAUCUUAGGAUUGAUUGCUGCCUUUUAACAUUUUAUGAGAGAAACUUAUAAUUGACUCUAUUUUAAUUAUGCCAUUUGAAUUAAUUUAUAUCAGACUGGAAAAUGCACCAGGCUUUUUAAUUUAUUUUUCUUCUGUGCCGACAGUGAACCAUCGGUGUUUGGAAACUGUUGUAUUCCAUACUUUGAUAUCCAGGUGUCCCU